Messenger RNA from Zingiber officinale, 2274 nucleotides. Its product is annotated as zinc finger BED domain-containing protein RICESLEEPER 2-like. Lineage: Eukaryota; Viridiplantae; Streptophyta; Magnoliopsida; Zingiberales; Zingiberaceae. The transcript is spliced from 7 exons. Gene Ontology annotation, molecular function: protein dimerization activity; DNA binding. The record is from RefSeq and is a predicted model, not a curated record. The coding region runs from base 1 to 2274 and encodes 757 amino acids.
AUGGAUGUUACUAAUAGUUGUUCAACACCACAAUCUGAAAGUGGUCCUACUGUGGGAACAAAAACUACUAUAGAUUCCAAAAGAAAGGCAACCAAAAGAAAAGCAAUGAAACCAAGAAGUGAAGUAUGGGAUCAUUUCAUAAAGUUUACUAAUGAUGCAUCAGAGAUAAAAGCCAAAUGCAAAUAUUGUGAUAAAGAAUUUUUUUGUGAUCCAUACAGGAAUGGAACAACAAGUUUGAGAUCUCAUAUUACCUCAUGUAAAAAACACCCUGAUGUUGUUGAAACAAUUCAAGCACAAUUAAGUUUACAAAGUUCAAGAGAGGGUGAGGUGUCUCUAACUUCUUGGAAAUUUGAUCAAGAUGCAUCUAGAAAAGCAUUAGCUAGAAUGAUCAUCAUGGAUGAACUUCCUUUCAAAUUUGUAGAAAGAGAAGGAUUUAAAACAUUUAUGGCUAUGAAAAGAAUUCUCAAUUUUUGUCCAAUUACAAGUCACAAAGGAGAGGCUAUUAGUUUAGCCAUUGAAAAUUGCUUGAGAGGUUGGGGAAUUGAUAGAAUUUUCACAAUUACAGUUGAUAAUGCAAGUUCAAAUGAUGUUGCUAUCAAUAGUUUCAGAAAAAAGAUGACUAAUUGGGAUUCCACUAUUUUGAAGGGAGAAUAUGUUCAUAUGAGAUGUGUAGCUCAUAUAAUCAAUUUGAUUGUUUCUGAUGGUUUAAAAGAUAUAAAUCAAUCUGUGAUGAAGGUUAGGAAUGCAAUUAAAUAUGUUAAGCAAUCCCCCUCUAGAUUAAGCAAGUUCAAAGAAUGUGUUGAGAUUGAAAAAAUUGAAAGCAAGAACUCAUUAUGUUUAGAUGUACCAACUAGAUGGAACUCAACUUUCUUGAUGUUGAAUACAGCUCAAAAAUUUGAAAGAGCUUUUGAUAGGUUUGAUGAACAAGAACCAUGUUUUAAAUUAGAUCUUCAAUAUGUAGAAUGGCAUACCAUUUUGAAUGAGAAUGGAGAGAUGAUAUUUGAUUCAGAUGGUAAACCUAAAAGAGAACUGAAGACUUUUGAUGGGAAGCCAACAAGUAUAGAUUGGGCUAAUGUUAGACAUUUUGCAUCUCUACUGCAAGUUUUUUAUGAGCUAACAUUAAAAGUUUCAGGAUCUUUGUAUGUCACAUCCAAUACUUUUGCACAUGAGAUUAGUUAUAUUUUUACCAUCUUGAAGGAGUGGCAAGAAAGUGAUGACCUUGACGUGUAUUCAAUGGGAAUUAAAAUGAAAAAUAAAUUUGACAAGUAUUGGGGAGAUCCUGAGAAAAUGAAUAAGUUGCUUUAUAUUGCGGUGGUGCUUGAUCCAAGGCAUAAAUUGGAUUUCGUUGAAUUUAUGUUGAUUGAAUUAUAUGGAGAUGAGAAGGGUGAAAGAGUAGGAAAGAUAAUAAAGGACACUUUAUUUGCUUUGUACAAGAAUUAUAAGGAAAAAAUGGAGCCUCAAUGUAAUACUUCAAGAGUUCCAUCUAUUUCAGAAUCAGUUGACAAGGACAAUACUUCAAACAAUAUGAGUGAUUUGAAAAGACAAACAAUUAUAGCCAAGUAUAAGAAACAAAAGUCACAAGUUUUUGGUGAUGGCAAUAUGUCAGAAUUAGACAAGUAUCUGAAUGAAAUAGUUGAAGAGUAUUGUGAUAAUUUUGACAUUUUGGGAUGGUGGAAGCAAAAUUGUCACAGAUUUCCUAUACUUGCUCAAAUUGCUCGUGAUGUAUUAGCCAUUCCGAUAUCAACAGUUGCUUCAGAAUCUGCUUUUAGUACUAGUGGUCGGGUACUUGAUUGCUUUAGGAGUUCAUUGACUCCGAAAGUGGUAGAAAGUCUUAUUUGCACUCAAGAUUGGCUUCGGUUAAAUUUGAAACCACUCAACAUCGAAGAAAUUUUAGAGGAUGUGGAAAAACUUGAAAGUGAAUUCUCAAAAAUUAUAGUGGACUCAUCUUCUUCGACAACACCGGUGAUAAACAAUGUACAUGUUGAUCUUAUGCAAUUUGAUUUAUAUAAUUUUACUGCUAAGGCAGCAUGCUACACAAAGUUAGGUGCUUUGCUUGAAGAUUUUAAAGAUGCCAAGAAGUUAGGUGCUUUGCUUGAAGGUUUUAAAGAUGCCGAGAAGUGCAUGUGCUGGAUCCAUCAUUUUCUAAAGGACAAGGAAAGCAAUAAUGAAGUUUUGAACGAAAGCAUAUUGAGUCCAGUCAUGGUAAUGAUGUUUCUAGAAAUGGUCUUAAUGAUGUUGAUGCCAUUUCUGGAAACAGCAGUGGUGAUGAUCUGA